Molecule: messenger RNA, 1143 nt
Organism: Drosophila eugracilis
Lineage: Eukaryota; Metazoa; Arthropoda; Insecta; Diptera; Drosophilidae
Gene: Gr5a
Product: gustatory receptor 5a for trehalose
Exons: 6
Coding region: 16-1143 (375 amino acids)
Biological process (GO): detection of chemical stimulus involved in sensory perception of taste; sensory perception of sweet taste
Cellular component (GO): membrane
Molecular function (GO): sweet taste receptor activity
Source: RefSeq, a predicted model, not a curated record
CAGUGCUUUUGCCUAAUGCCCGUCAGUGGCAUAUGUGCCUCCACCUGUCAAAGAUUAAGCUUCAGCAGACGGAGCUGGCGGUUCUGGUACAGUGUCUCGUACCUCUGCACCACUUCCGUGGAUCUGGCCUUCAGCAUCCGCAAGGUGACUCACAGUGUUUUGGAUGUUCGCAGUGUGGAGCCUAUAGUUUUUCAUGUGAGCAUCCUGAUCGCUUCCUGGCAGUUCCUUAACCUGGCACAUCUCUGGCCAGGACUGAUGCGCCACUGGGCGGCAGUGGAGCAGCGGCUACCUGGUUACUCCUGUUGCCUGGAUCGAGCUCGUCCUGCCCGUCGCAUCCAGUUGGUGGCCUUCCUGCUGCUCUCACUAUCUCUGAUGGAGCACUUGUUGAGCAUUAUUUCAGUGGUGUACUAUGACUUUUGCCCCCGGAGAAGAGACCCCGUAGAAUCGUACUUGCACGGAACUAGUGCCCAACUGUUUGCCGUGUUCCCCUACUCCAAUUGGCUGGGUUGGCUAGGCAAGAUUCAGAACGUGCUACUCACCUUCGGCUGGAGCUAUAUGGACAUAUUCCUGAUGAUGCUGGGCAUGGGUCUUAGCGAGAUGCUGGCCAGACUCAAUCGCAGCUUGGAGCAGCAAGUGCGAGAGCCCAUGCCGGAAGCAUACUGGACUUGGUCACGCACUCUUUACCGAUCGAUAGUGGAGCUUAUCCGGGAAGUGGAUGAUGCCGUAUCCGGGAUAAUGCUGAUAUCCUUCGGCAGCAAUCUAUACUUCAUCUGUCUGCAACUGCUCAAGAGCAUCAACACCAUGCCCUCUUCGGCCCACGCCGUCUACUUCUACUUUUCGCUGAUGUUUCUUCUUAGCCGAGCCACGGCCGUACUGAUCCUGGUUUCCGGGAUCAAUGAUCAGGCCAGGGAGCCCCUGCGUUUGCUGCGUGUUGUUCCCCUCGAAGGAUAUCAUCCGGAAGUCUUCCGUUUUGCCGCCGAACUGGCCAGUGACCAAGUGGCGCUCACGGGUCUCAAGUUCUUUAAUGUCACCAGGAAGCUGUUUUUGGCGAUGGCUGGAACAGUGGCCACCUAUGAACUAGUGCUUAUCCAGUUUCAUGAGGAUAAAAAGUCCUGGGACUGCUCGGCCUCCAGCUUUAAUUAG